Messenger RNA from Ceratosolen solmsi marchali, 1732 nucleotides. It is a transcript of the gene Gs2, whose product is annotated as glutamine synthetase 2. Bases 264 to 1379 code for a protein of 371 amino acids. Lineage: Eukaryota; Metazoa; Arthropoda; Insecta; Hymenoptera; Agaonidae. Gene Ontology annotation, cellular component: cytoplasm. The transcript is spliced from 4 exons. Gene Ontology annotation, molecular function: glutamine synthetase activity. The record is from RefSeq and is a predicted model, not a curated record.
AAUUAGUCUUGCACGAUAUAUCGAUAACGAAAAUGUAAAGCACGCCAAGUGUAUUGCAUUUCGCACAGCAAUUAUUAGUUAAUUUCAUACGCUUCCCAGCGUUUCCUGAUUCUCACGUUGUUGACUGUGCAGUGUUGAUUUCAUUUUUUUUUGCGUCACUGCGUGAAUAGCGAGUGCUGAUGCGGCCCUGAAAUGCAGUCAAUCAUUUAUCAUGCACAAUACGUGCUGCUCUUGUAUAUUUUUGUCUGAUCAUCAUAAGUAUAAUGUCUCGAAAGAUGUUGAAGGAUUCGCCAAAUGCGGCUCUGGAUAAAUCAUUAUUAAAUCGAUAUUUUGACUUACCACAGCCCGAUAACAAGUUUCAAGCUGAAUAUAUAUGGAUUGAUGGCACAGGUGAAGGUUUGAGAAGCAAAACGCGUACUCUUAACGGAAUUCCAAAUAAACCUUCGGACCUACCAAUAUGGACAUAUGAUGGAAGCUCUACAUACCAAGCUCAUGGUGAAAACAGUGAAAUUUUCCUCUGCCCGGUGGCAAUUUAUAAGGAUCCAUUUCGUCGUAAUAAUAAUAUUUUAGUUCUUUGCGAAACAUAUAAUUUUGAUCAUACUCCAACUGCUACCAAUAAGCGACUUGCAUGCAAGGAUGCUAUGGAUUCUCCUGCUGUGAAGAAAGAGGAGCCCUGGUUUGGUAUUGAGCAAGAAUAUACUUUCUUAGACAUUGAUGGCAGGCCCCUUGGUUGGCCCAAGAACGGUUUUCCUGGACCUCAAGGACCCUAUUAUUGUGGAGUAGGUGCCAAUCGCGUAAUUGCUCGUGAAAUUGUUGAGGCUCAUUACCGUGCUUGCCUCUAUGCUAAUGUACCGAUUUGCGGUACCAACGCCGAGGUCAUGCCAUCUCAGUGGGAAUAUCAAGUUGGACCAAGCGUUGGUAUUAGUGCUGGUGAUGAUCUGUGGAUUUCUAGGUUUAUACUUCACCGAAUUGCUGAAGAGUAUGGUGUAAUUGUAACCCUAGACCCCAAACCUGUGGAAGGAAAUUGGAAUGGUGCGGGAGCUCACACAAAUUUUUCAACAAAAGCAAUGCGCUCAGACAACGGCAUCAUUGAAAUCGAUAGGGCUAUCGAGAGGUUAAGUAAAAAACACAAUAAACAUAUUCAGGCAUAUGAUCCACGUGAAGGAAAAGAUAAUGAGCGUAGGUUAACGGGAAAAUGCGAGACCAGCAGUAUCCACGAUUUUAGUUCGGGAGUAGCUAAUCGCAAUGCGAGCAUUCGCGUUCCACGCAGUGUCGCUGAGGAAAAGAAAGGAUAUUUAGAAGAUCGUAGACCCAGCAGCAACUGCGACCCUUAUUCCGUUACCAAUGCUCUCGUGCGUACUUGUAUCCUUAAUGAGUAGACAAACCAAAAUAUGUUAAAUAAUACUAUGACCUGUGAAAUAUACUGGGACCUGACACAAACAGCGUUUAGAAGAAAUAUAUUAAUGCGAUAAAUAUUUUAUAUUAUUCGAGAUAUCUUUUCAAUUGUAUCAUCUAUCUAAUAUUCUGAUAUUCUCGAAUGAUUAUACUUCCAUAUUCUUGCCUAUCUAUAUAUUUUUUUUUAUGUCAAACUAUUAGGAAUUAAAGAAAGCUCAGGUAAUUUUAUAGUUAUAACUAAUUAUCGUGAAAUAUUUACAAUAAUAUAUACAUAAACAUACACACACACAUAUAUAUCGAUGUUAAUAAUCUUGCACAAUAUAUUGAUUGGAACUAU